Pseudozyma hubeiensis SY62 is the source of this 801-nucleotide messenger RNA. RefSeq lists its product as hypothetical. The transcript has 3 exons. The record is from RefSeq and is a predicted model, not a curated record. NCBI's taxonomy places the organism in Eukaryota, Fungi, Basidiomycota, Ustilaginomycetes, Ustilaginales, Ustilaginaceae. Bases 1 to 801 code for a protein of 266 amino acids.
AUGCCUGAGCUCGUCCUCCUCGACAUGGUCAAGUGCUCCCUGGUACCCGAGAUCUCUGAGCACAUUCUGAGUGUUGCGCCAGAUAGAUGGCAGCGCACCAAGGAUGAAUUCGACCUCUUCCUCUUCGCGCUGCUGCUCGGCAACAUUGACGCCAUCAGCGUUCAUGGUGUCCGAUUUCGGAUGCGUAAGCGUUCGAGCGGAACGGUGUUCGAUGAGAUGAAUCAAGUGGGUUGGUGCGGAAGCGAGUGCACAGAGCCUCCACGUCAAGUCGAGCUCGAAUUCAGUGUGGAACCGUGCGGCAACGACAAAUUGAGCCGAGAGCCGGGAUUUCGAUGCGCGGACCGCUUCUUGACGAGCAGCUGUGAGCCAUCUGCUCGACACGUGCAUCGUUCUGAGACGCAGAAUCGCAAAAGCGAUUCGGAAGUCUGCAGCCGUUGCUUCAUGAAACAUGAUUAUCAUCAUCCUGUCGCACGAUGGCGGAAGCGCCAUGGUUCGCAUUCAGACCAAGACCGACUUACAUUUGCGCUCGGCGUUGAACGUAGGCAAAGCCAUAGAAGACGACUAGAAAAGGAAUGUCGGGACAGUAGGUCAUCCCCAAAUCAUGGGCAGCGACGCUCUUUUCGAGGGCGCCUCCUGACGAUGGUUUUAAAGUCCCGCAAGAAAAUCAAUCUUCCGCCGAUAGCCUCGAACGUGAAACGCAUCCUCACCCGACAUAGCCUCUUAACUGUCUUGCAGUGCCUUUCCACCGAAGCUCACGAAGAGCCUCAAAGUGGAACAGCGCAACAAGGGCAGAUUUGGUAG